AUGGCAUUUGGACAUGGUCACGCAAGGAUCAUAAAACUAGUUAUUUGGUCAAAGGAAAGGGGAACGGAGCAGCUUCAAGUUCAGUUGCAGAUCAGUCAGGGAGACAGCUCCGACCAGUUCCGUUCGGACCAGACCCACUUCAUCACGACAGCAUCCCAACUACAAGCCCAUGAUGAUAUUAUUGCUCAACUCUCUUAA
Molecule: messenger RNA, 198 nt
Organism: Dovyalis caffra
Lineage: Eukaryota; Viridiplantae; Streptophyta; Magnoliopsida; Malpighiales; Salicaceae
Source: the annotation of a GenBank genome assembly